This is a messenger RNA of Mercurialis annua (annual mercury), 4974 nucleotides long. Its product is annotated as chromatin-remodeling ATPase INO80. Gene Ontology annotation, biological process: DNA repair. The transcript has 24 exons. Gene Ontology annotation, cellular component: Ino80 complex. The coding region runs from base 142 to 4695 and encodes 1517 amino acids. Gene Ontology annotation, molecular function: DNA binding; ATP binding; ATP hydrolysis activity. The record is from RefSeq and is a predicted model, not a curated record. Lineage: Eukaryota; Viridiplantae; Streptophyta; Magnoliopsida; Malpighiales; Euphorbiaceae.
UUUAGAAGUUAACCGAAAUAUUUACUGACCACGAUACAGUGUCCGUUAACAAAAUGGCGCACCGACGGCGCACAUUAGAACCCCCUGACGCUUCGUACUCUCUAGGGUUUGGGUUCUCCGGACUAUUACUAGCUUCUCGAGAUGGAGCCAAGGAGACCGUCGAACAAUGAUUCACUUUCUUAUUCGAAUCUUUUCAAUUUGGAGUCUUUGAUAAACUUCAAAGUUCCACAACCAGAUGAUGAAUUUGAUUACUAUGGGAAUAGUAGUCAGGAUGAGAGCAGAGGUGGUGCAAUGGAAAAUUAUGGUAAUGGGGGUAUUCAAGAGAGGGAUCUGAGUUUAGGUAAGAGACAGAAGCGGACUAAUAAUAGUGGUGAAGAGGAGGGAGACGGUUAUCACGGGAAACACAUGUCGGAGGAGCGUUAUCGUUCAAUGUUGGGAGAACACAUUCUGAAGUACAAGAGAAGGUUUAAGGAUUCCUCGUCUACUCCUGCGCCUGCUCCAUCAGGUAUGGGAAAUCCUAGUCAGAAGAAUGGUUUGGGAAGUUCUAAGAUGAGGAAAUUGAGGAAUGAACAAAGGGGAGGGUUGUGUGAUGUGGAUACCACAUCUGAAUGGCUCAAUGAUGUUACUCCUCAAAAACAUGGAGACCAUGUUGACUCAGAUUAUAUGCCCAAAGUAUCCUAUGAACCUGCUUAUUUGGAUAUUGGAGAAGGUAUCACUUAUAGAAUACCUCCCUCUUAUGAUAAGUUGGCUGCAUUAUUGAACUUGCCAAGCUUCUCAGACAUCAGGGUGGAGGAAUUUUACUUGAAGGGAACCUUGGAUUUAGGGUCAUUAGCAGAAAUGAUGGUCAAUGAUAAAAAGUUUGGACCUAGAAGCCGAGUAGGGAUGGGAGAUCCCUGGACACAGUAUGAAUCACUUCAAGCAAGAUUGAAGGCAUUGUUAGAUUCUAACUCAUCCCAGAAGUUCAGUCUAAAGAUAUCUGAAGCUGCCUUGAAUUCCUCCAUUCCAGAGGGGGCAGCUGGUAAUACACCGCGGUCUAUUUUGUCAGAUGGUGGUUUGCUGCAAGUUUACUAUGUGAAGGUUUUAGAGAAAGGAGACAUGUAUGAGAUAAUAGAGCGGACCCUUCCCAAGAAGCCAAAGGUGAAGAAAGACCCUGGUGCUAUUGAGAGGGAGGAAAUGGAAAGGAUUGGCAAGGUUUGGGUAAACAUUGUAAGAAGAGACAUUCCAAAGCAUCAUAGGAUUUUCACUACAUUCCAUAGGAAGCAACUAAUUGAUGCAAAGAGGUUCUCAGAGAACUGUCAAAGAGAGGUAAAGCUGAAAGUUGGUAGAUCCCUCAAACUGAUGAGGGGUGCUGCAAUUCGCACUAGGAAGUUGGCUAGAGAUAUGCUGCUGUUUUGGAAGAGAGUGGACAAGGAGAUGGCAGAAGUGAGGAAAAAAGAGGAGAGAGAAGCUGCAGAAGCUUUGAAGCGUGAACAGGAGCUCCGAGAAACAAAGCGGCAACAGCAAAGGCUCAAUUUUCUCCUACAACAAACUGAACUUUAUAAUCACUUCAUGCAAAAUAAGCCAAACUCACAGCCCUCUGAAGCUUUGCCUGGGGAAGAUGAGACAACUGACCCAGAAAUGCCUUUGAGCAAAUUGAGCUCUUCUGAUGCUGCUCCUGGUGAGGAAGAAGACCCUGAUGAGGUCGACAUGAGAAACAAGGCCCUGAAAGCUGCCCAAGCUGCAGUCUCUGAGCAAAAAAAGUUAACAAGUGCAUUUGAUUCUGAAUGCUCAAAGCUGCGUCAAGCAGCUGAAAUUGAUGCCUCAGUUGCAGGAUCUAGUGACAUAGAUCUCCAUAAUCCAUCCACCAUGCCUGUUACAUCAACUGUUAACUCACCAGAGUUGUUUCACGGUACCCUUAAAGAGUACCAAUUGAAGGGGCUUCAGUGGCUAGUUAAUUGUUAUGAGCAGGGGUUAAAUGGUAUACUUGCUGAUGAGAUGGGCCUUGGCAAGACUAUUCAAGCUAUGGCAUUUUUGGCUCAUUUGGCUGAGGAAAAAAAUAUAUGGGGACCUUUUCUGGUCGUUGCACCUGCUUCUGUCUUGAAUAACUGGGCUGAUGAAAUUAGCCGUUUCUGCCCUGACCUAAAAACCCUCCCAUAUUGGGGUGGCAUUCAUGAACGAACAAUAUUAAGGAAAAACAUCAAUGCUAAGCGUCUCUAUCGAAGGGAGGCUGCAUUUCACAUUCUCAUUACCAGCUAUCAAUUGCUAGUGUCUGAUGAAAAGUAUUUCAGGCGUGUGAAAUGGCAGUACAUGGUGUUAGAUGAAGCCCAGGCUAUAAAAAGUUCUAGCAGUAUAAGAUGGAAGACGCUGCUCAGUUUUAAUUGCCGUAACCGUUUACUUCUCACUGGUACACCAAUCCAGAAUAAUAUGGCCGAGUUGUGGGCCCUUCUCCAUUUCAUCAUGCCAACAUUAUUUGACAGCCAUGACCAGUUCAAUGAGUGGUUUUCCAAAGGAAUCGAAAAUCAUGCAGAGCAUGGGGGUACUUUGAACGAGCACCAGCUUAACCGAUUGCAUGCAAUUUUGAAGCCCUUUAUGCUUAGACGUGUUAAAAAGGAUGUAGUUUCUGAGCUGACAAAAAAGGCAGAAGUUACUGUGCACUGCAAGUUGAGCUCUCGUCAGCAAGCAUUUUAUCAAGCUAUUAAGAAUAAGAUAUCUCUGUCUGAGUUAUUUGAUGGCAAACGUGGGCAUUUGAAUGAUAAGAAAAUAAUGAAUCUAAUGAAUAUAGUCAUUCAGUUGAGGAAGGUGUGUAACCACCCAGAGUUGUUUGAGAGGAAUGAGGGGAGCACAUAUCUUUAUUUUGCAGAUAUUCGAAAUCCUCUUCUUCCGCCUCCUUUUGGAGAGUUGGAGGAUAUACACUAUCCAGGAGGUCAUAAUCAUAUUACGUACAAGAUACCAAAAUUAGUGCACAAUGAAACAAGCUCUGGAUCACUUUGUUCGGCAGUUUGGUCGGGUGUAUCUGGAGAAACAUUCCAGAAAUUGUUUAAUAUUUUUUCCCCAGCAAAUGUAUAUCAGUCCCUAUUCACACAAGCAGAUAACUCAAAAAAUUCACCUGCUAAGAGUGGGAUAUUCGGUUUUACACGUUUGAUGGAUUUGUCACCAGCAGAAGUUACAUUUCUGGCAACCAGUUCAUUAACUGAGAGGCUAUUGUUCUCUAUUUUGAGAUGGGAUCGCCAAUUUUUGGAUGGAAUCUUGGACUUGCUCUCAGAAGACAUGGAUGGUGAUCCUGAUUGUAAUGACUAUGAGAGGGGGAAAGUAAGAGCUGUUACACGGAUGUUAUUGAUGCCGUCAAGGUCUGAGUCAAAUUUGUUAAGAAGGAGACUUGCAACAGGACCUGAGGAUACUCCAUUCGAGGCUUUAGUCACCUCUCACCAGGACAGGCUUCUGUCCAACAUCAAGCUUCUUCAUUCAACAUACACAUUCAUCCCUCAAGCUAGAGCUCCACCGAUUUCUUCUCAAUGUUCGGAUAGAAAUUUCGCUUAUAAAAUGAUCGAAGAGCUUCAUCAACCGUGGGUUAAGAGGUUGCUUAUUGGAUUUGCACGUACAUCUGAAUGUAACGGACCUAGAAAGCCGAAUGGUGUUCAUCCGUUAGUUAAAGAGAUUGAUUGUGAAGUGCCUGUUUCACAGCCUGCUCUUCAGUUAACAUACAAGAUAUUUGGCUCUUGUCCCCCAAUGCAAAGCUUUGACCCAGCAAAGUUGCUUACGGACUCUGGGAAGCUUCAGACGCUCGAUAUAUUGUUGAAACGAUUGAGAGCUGAUAACCACCGUGUUCUAUUGUUUGCACAAAUGACAAAAAUGCUGAAUAUUCUUGAGGAUUAUAUGAAUUAUAGGAAGUAUAAAUAUCUUAGACUUGAUGGGUCCUCUACAAUUAUGGAUCGAAGGGACAUGGUUAGAGAUUUCCAGCACAGGAAUGAUAUUUUCGUAUUCCUGCUAAGCACUAGAGCUGGUGGGCUGGGCAUCAAUUUGACGGCAGCAGAUACUGUCAUUUUUUAUGAAAGCGAUUGGAAUCCAACAUUAGAUCUACAGGCAAUGGAUCGAGCUCAUCGGUUGGGGCAGACAAAAGAUGUUACUGUUUAUCGGCUCAUUUGUAAAGAAACUGUUGAGGAGAAAAUUCUGCUAAGAGCGAGUCAGAAGAAUACUGUCCAGCAGCUUGUCAUGACAGGUGGUCAUGUUCAGGGCGAUUUGUUGGCCCCUGAGGAUGUUGUAUCACUACUUCUGGAUGACACUCAAUUAGAGCAGAAAUUAAGAGAAAUUCCCCUUCAGGCCAAAGAUAGACAAAAGAAAAAACCGACGAAGGCUAUACGACUUGAUGCUGAGGGUGAUGCAACUCUUGAAGAUUUAAUAGAAGGCGAGGCUCCGGGUACUGGUGCUGAGCAGUCUCAGGAUCCGGAAAAAACAAAAUCCAGUAACAAAAAGAGAAAAUCCACUUCUGAGAAGCAGACCCCAAAUCCAAGAAAUUCACAAAAGGAACCAAAUUCAAAAUCGGACUAUGAUAUUGAAGACCCUUCAGCAAAUACAGACCCUCAAUCACAAAGACUCAAGAGGCCAAAGAGGACAAAGAAGAGCGUAAACGAGAAUCUCGAACCAGCAUUUACUGCCACGCCCAUGGUUGAUUCGACGCGGAGUCAGAAUGCACCACCAAAUGAGCAUGGUUCUUCCUAAACAAAUGCACCACAACUUGACAAUAAAAAAGGUUAAGCCCAUUGAUAGAACCGGUGGAUUGCUAGGCCAAUUCAUGUCGGAAUAGAGACGUGAAGUCCACUUUUAGCUGUUGAUUUUUAUAAGCAUUCUGCCGGAGCGGUAUACAGAGGAAGAAAGCUUUACUCUGUUGUAGACUGUACAUAUAAUAUUUUUGGUUAACUGAUUAGAAGGAUAGAGUAUGUAUAGACGGCGUUACUUUAUUCCUAUAGUGCAAAGUAUAUAUAUUACAAGUAUUUUAAA